UGUCCUGUGUGCUAGCCACUGUCAUGUCACUUCUUUCCUGGUGAAACAUCCAGCCCUUAGGAAGCUCUGCCAUAAAAACCAAGAAGGAAAGGGCGUGACUACCUAUAGUUUCCUUAAAUUCAGUUUGCUGAUGACAGCGUCUUAAUCGCUACCCCCAGACUGCAGGCUCCUGGCCAGGGGCUGCGGCAGGUGAGGAGAAGAGUAACCAGGGCCUGCCUUCUGGAACUAUCACUCACCUUCCUGCAGAAGCAUGGAGCUCCGGUGUCCUGACUCGCUGGAGACUUUGCUGGAGCCCCCAGAAGAUAUCUUCGCCACAGGAUCCUUCCUGGAGUUGGGGCUCAACUCUUCCCCUUCAGAGGUUCCUGUGACUAGGCUACAAGAACAGGGGCUGCAAGGCUGGGAAAUAAGUGGGGGCCAUGACUGUGGCCUUCAAGAGAGUGAGCCUGAAGAUUUCCUGAAGCUUUUCAUUGAUCCCAAUAUGGUAUACUGCUCAGAAGCGUCUCCUGGCAGUGACAGUGGCAUCUCUGAGGACCCUGGCUGUUCAGACCGCUCCCCUGCCCCACAGACACCCAGUUCUCCUGCACUGUAUGAGGUUGUCUAUGAGGCAGGGGCCCUGCAGAACACACAGGGGGAAGCCAGGCCAACUUUCGGACUCAUCUCCAUCCAGCUGGCCUCUGUACCUCCUUCAGACCAGUGGAGACCUGCAUUCGUAGUGCCCGAUGCCUGCACUGUCAGUGGGCUGCCCUCUGAUACUCAUACAUACAACCUACCCAGAACCAGCACCUUAGCCCCAGCACCUCCUGCAGCCCUGCUGCCCUGCCAAACACUGUUCCUGACAGAUGAGGAGAAGCGUCUGCUGGGGCAAGAAGGGGUUUCUCUGCCCUCUCACCUGCCCCUUACCAAGGCAGAGGAGAGAGUUCUCAAGAAGGUCAGGAGAAAAAUCCGCAACAAGCAGUCAGCUCAGGACAGCCGGCGGCGGAAGAAAGAAUACAUUGAUGGGCUAGAGAGCAGAGUGGCAGCCUGUUCAGCACAGAACCAGGAACUACAGAAAAAAGUCCAGGAGCUGGAGAGGCGGAAUAUCUCCUUGGUGGCUCAGCUCCACCAGCUACAGGCGCUCAUCUCCCAAACCUCCAACAAAGCUGCUCAGACCAGCACCUGUGUUCUGAUUCUGCUUUUUUCCCUGGCUCUCAUCAUCCUGCCUAGCUUCAGCCCCUUUCAGGGUCUAUCAGAAGCUGGGCCUGAGGAUUAUCAGCCUCAUGGAGUGAUUUCCAGAAAUAUCUUGACUCACAAGGACAUGACAGAAAGCCUAGAGACUCCAGUGGUAAAGUCCAAAUUGGGGAGGCCACCUGGAGCCCAGACUGCAAAGGGUUCAACAAAGACACAGCUAAAGACUGGAGUGAAGUCUGAAUCCAGCAGGCAAAUCAGGACAGUGUUGCAUGCGGAUGAGAUGUAAGCUGAACACUGGCCAGUCACACUGGGGUCCAGGGCUUUUCUGUGGCUGUUUCCCCUGAACUCCCAUCGAGGUUGUCUGUACCCCUAAUUCUGACUCACUCAGGACACUAGAUUUCUGUGCCUAGGCCCAGUCUGCCUAUUUGAGAGGGACCUCAGAUACUUGCUAUAUAUUUGUGAUUUUAUUUCUUCUUUGGGGGAAGGGUUGAGUGGAAAUAAGUUUUGACUGAGAAAUAAAUUUUCAAGCUAAAGUUUUAUUCCAGAAAUUGUUUCAGACAAGUUCUCACUGGGUAGCACAGGCUAGUCUCAAACUCCUGAUCCCUCUACCAAGUGCUAGGACUACAAGUGUGUGCUACCCUACCCACCUUAGAAAAAUGUUAAGGAUAUAUUAUUUUUAUUUAUUUAUUUGGUGUUUUUGAGACAGCUGACCUGGAACUCACUAUG
Nannospalax galili (Upper Galilee mountains blind mole rat) is the source of this 1893-nucleotide messenger RNA. It is a transcript of the gene Creb3l4, whose product is annotated as cAMP responsive element binding protein 3 like 4. Gene Ontology annotation, biological process: regulation of transcription by RNA polymerase II. The coding region runs from base 251 to 1453 and encodes 400 amino acids. The transcript is spliced from 10 exons. Gene Ontology annotation, cellular component: nucleus. The record is from RefSeq and is a predicted model, not a curated record. NCBI's taxonomy places the organism in Eukaryota, Metazoa, Chordata, Mammalia, Rodentia, Spalacidae. Gene Ontology annotation, molecular function: DNA-binding transcription factor activity, RNA polymerase II-specific; RNA polymerase II cis-regulatory region sequence-specific DNA binding.